Molecule: messenger RNA, 273 nt
Organism: Notodromas monacha
Lineage: Eukaryota; Metazoa; Arthropoda; Ostracoda; Podocopida; Cyprididae
Source: the annotation of a GenBank genome assembly
AUGGGAAGAUGUGCCGCGUUGGGAAUUUUCAUGAUCGGAGGCGGAUUGUCCUGCGUGAUCAUCGAAUUUCUGCCACAGAAUGAAUUUGGAGCCAGUUCAAAAUUUAUUCUCGGACUUCUUGGGAAACUUUGCAUAUCGGCGAGCUUCUCGGUCAUCUACAUCCACAGCACCGAAAUCUACCCCACCCGGAUCAGAACAGCUGCAUUGGGAUUCUUCUUCAUGUCGUCACGGGUUGGAAGUGUGGUUGCUCCCUUCGUCGGACUUGCGUGGUGA